Molecule: messenger RNA, 709 nt
Organism: Danio rerio (zebrafish)
Lineage: Eukaryota; Metazoa; Chordata; Actinopteri; Cypriniformes; Danionidae
Source: RefSeq, a predicted model, not a curated record
CAGGGGGGCAGUGUGUUUGUGCCGGUGCGGGUCAGUCGUGCAGUGCUGCGCUCUAUGUCCAGACGGGAUGUGCUGAUCAAGCGUUGGCCCGCUCCGCUCAGCUGGCAGUACUACCGCUCACUCCUGCCCGACGUCAGCAUCACCAUGUGCCCAUCCUGCUUCCAGAUGUUCCACAGUGAGGACUAUGAGCUGUUGGUUCUUCAGCACAGCUGCUGCCCGUUCUGCCGCAGACCCAUCGACGAGUCCUGCUAACACACACUCAUGUUUACCGCGGUGUGAUCAUCAGUCCUGCUAACACACACUCAUGUUUACCGCGGUGUGAUCAUCAGUCCUGCUAACACACACUCAUGUUUACCGCGGUGUGAUCAUCAGUCCUGCUAACACACACUCAUGUUUACCGCGGUGUGAUCAUCAGUCCUGCUAACACACACUCAUGUUUACCGCGGUGUGAUCAUCAGUCCUGCUAACACACACUCAUGUUUACCGCGGUGUGAUCCACCCUGAGCCGCUGUAAAGCCGUCAGUAAAUGCCAGCUCAGCACAGCUCUGAUAGGAUUACACAGAUCAACACAAAGCAGAUUGCAGCGAUGCUGGACACACACACACACUCACACACACACACUCACACUCACAGCUCAACACACUCCUGCGCAUCCACACAUCCCUCAUGUUGGUGUUUUUAAUAAAGAUUUAAUAUUUCAGUCUGAUAA